AUGACGAGUACGUCUCAGCUCGUCGUCGAGCACCUCAUAGUGCAUUUGUGCCAGGAUCCCUCCACAGACUCCCUCAGGAAGGACUGUCAAGCCAUUCUAAAGUCCCGCCUUCAGAAAGUCUAUCCCGAUGCCCGAGUCGUGGAGAGGAUUGUGCAAUUCGCGACUCAGAGCGAUCAUGCUACACCUGUGGACAAAGGUUUAGAUCAAGCUAUUACUAGUCUCAAUGAUCUUGAGGCGGAAGAGAGGGUGAAAGGUCGCAGAAUACUCAACAAGUUUAUUGUCAUGUGGCGAUUGACAGCGCCGGAGAACAGAGGCCCAGAAUGGGGCGUCAAGGGGCCACCCUUCAUGGAUGCAUCCAUCGUGGAUUCCGACGACACCGCGCAAUGGGCCGGCUGGCCGCGCGCCUUAUGGUCGUGCAUGCAGGGGUUAGGAGAGCACCCGACGUAUCGCGUUAGUCGGCUCUCAGGCUACCCUGCCUGCGAUCCCGAAAUGGCGGAUGUCAUGACUGCGGCAGGCGUAGAGGUCUUUGCUACGUGCGAAGAGCGUGUGGACCGCCCGCGGCCGACAAAGGUCUUCUUCUCGAGGAAGAAUUGGUCCGAUCUGUCACAGCCGGUGGAGGCGGCAUCCAAUCCUACGGCCCCGUCGGAGCGUUCGGAGUGGUAUCGCGAGGUUCAGCAAAGCUGGACGCAUCCGUCGAGGAAGCCCCGCCGCACUGCUGUCCCAUUCAUGCCACAGACAGCCAUCGCGUCUACGGAUGUUGCAUCUCCGGUUUCCGCACAAGCGAGCGCAAAUCGGAUGAGAAUCGAACGAUUGGCAAAGACAGUGCUGGGAUCCAACGUUUCUGACCCGUACCACCAUCUCGAUGACCAGUUCACCCCAAUAGCAUUUGUCUCGCUGUUCUCGCAACAAUGCUGCACGACGUUUGGUUUCAUUAUCGAAGCGGUGGGUGCGACGGCAUAUUCACAUCUCGAGCAGUUCCAUCGCGCAUCCUCGAUGCUCGCUCGAGCAAUUCAAGAGAAGACAGUGUCUGCUGUUGUGCACGUAAGGGAUAUCGAGAUGGUGGUGGUUGGGAAGGACGAGGGCGUGGCUGGUGGCGAGUGGGACACAGCUCGCUUUGGCUCUCGCCACGACCCCUCUUCUCUUUCAACCGCCACCUACCAACCUGACACCACACGACCUAACAACACACACUACCCCUAUGCCAAUGCGCAUAUAAAAGAAACGAUGUCUUCUUCCACUUCGACAUUUAGCAAGGGAAUCGUGCACCUCGUUGUCCACUUGUGCGAGGAGCCACAGACCACCUCGCGAAGAAUCGACUGUGCCACGGUCCUCGAGAACCGUCUGAAGACAUUGUAUCCAAGCGUUGAGGUACGCUUUGAGGCGUCGAAGUUCACCUUCAUGCGCUUCAUCGUGCCACAGAUCGAGGAGGCGACUAGAGAAUAUCGCCACAGCAAGGCAGGCUCUGAAGACGCCACUCAGGGCGUGAGAGAGGCAUUGAUUGCGAUGCAAGACCUGGAGAAGACCUGCAUCGACCACCGGCAGCUGGUAUUCAACAAGUACAUCAUCCUGUGGCGCUCUAGCAAGAUCACCACUCGAUUGUCUUGGGAUUCAUCGGCUGACAUUGUCAAGGACAUUCGGAAGACUGCUUUUGUGGCGCCUGACAAUGCGGAUGCCUGGGAAGGUUGGCCGCCACACUUGGUAUACUGCAUCCGUGGGUUCGGGACACCGACCUAUCGCGGGCAAGUGGUCUGCACGCUUGCGGGUGCCGAUGUGAUGAUGGCCGCUGGACUGGGCAAAGUGAAGUCUGGGUCGAGACCGAAAUACGACACCAAGGUCAAGACUACGAUGACAGGGCCCCGACAGCCGACGCCACGCGCGCCCCCAUCGGCACUCCCUGCGCUGAAGCCGAAGGGAGAAUGGGGCCGCCAGCAAUUGCUUGCAUCGCAGCCAAAAGGCAGCUUCAACCUCGGCUCGAGCGACAAGGUGAAGUUCUCGAAGCAGGAUAUUGCUGCUUCAUCGUACACGGGCACGAGCGCGGGUUCUGGGAAGAGUGGGAAGAGGAAGCGUUCUGAUGCCGCAUCAAGGGUCAACGACGAAGGUGUGGCCGCGGCUGAGCCACAGCAAAAGCGCGCUCGAGCGACCGCCCAGACGUCAGGUGCAGCCCAGUCCAGCAAGCGCAGUGGCAGCAGCAAAAAGGCUCGCGCCGCGGAAACUGUGACAGAGGGCGCGACCACGCCACAGGCCCCAGAAGCGUCGCCACUCAUGCGCAGUGUGGCGAGUACCAUGACUCCAUCACGUAGCACGCCCACUGUUGUCGUGGGACCUCCCGUGAUGGCCACAGAUAUCUCGUUCGACCCGUUGGCACCAGGGAAUGGGCCUUCUGCCCCCACGUUGAACACUUCCACGCCACCACUUAUCCGUGGUCCCAUCACACACGGGUCACCCCAGGGAGCAGCAUCUGUGGGCCCGAGCGGGUUGAAGCGGAAGCGGGUAGAAGAAGUUGAUGCAUCGUUGGGCGACGUUGCUCAGCCGCAGGCGAAGCAAAGGAAGCAGAUGGCGUCAGCCUCCAAUGCUAAUAGCAAUGCAGUGCAGCCCACAGAGACAACACGCCAGGCUGUCGUGGGCCGAAGAUCGCACAUGCCGCCACCUUCGUCGUGGUCGCCUACACCUGCAAGCACUGCCGGCUCGUCACGGUGCAGCUCCUUGGCCGCUAUGACUCCCCUUGGCCCCGAUGCUCAGAUCCCCGUGGACGUGCACGCAACGGGACAUAUAUCGCAGGCGCCACAUGCGCGACGACCGACAACUUCGCUUGUGAACGCGAGUACCACCGCGCUUUCUUUACCUGCGGGCAUUCCGAAGCCGCCCAUAAUUGCGGCUGACGUCUCCCUCGAGGACUUUGUCCCACGGGAGCUUCCCAAGGCACAGGCACGGAGAACGCAUGAGCAGGACGAUGCUCGCUCGAUCGAACACACGGUUGUCUCGGCAGACACAAGCAAUGGCGCUGACGAAGGAUAUGAGUUCUCGGAUAUGGAUAGUCUCUUCGACGGGCCUGAUGAUACUGCCGAUGAUGCGUUCACAGAGACCCGACGCCCUGCUACUGUGACCACCAACGAGUCACUGCACGAAGCGGCUAUCAGCCAUGCGGGCAUGGAUAUCCAGAACAUGGGCUGGCAAGCCGGGGAGCCUACGGUCGUUCGUAGCUUUACGGUAAACACAUUCCCUACGCCACUCGACUACUACCUGGUCGAAACGUGGCGUCCACUAGAAGAGAAUCCGUAUAUACCGAGCGAGGCAGCCGCCGGAUACUCAACUAUCACACCUCUCGAGAAUCGGUCUGAGAGCAUAUACGAAUGGUUCAGCUCAAUUUUCAAUCAACAGAGCAUGCGCGAAUUCGUAAUUGUUCCCAGACCGGUGCCCCAGUACGGGAUGCGUCCAACCGGCUGA
Messenger RNA from Postia placenta MAD-698-R-SB12, 3444 nucleotides. RefSeq lists its product as hypothetical. The transcript has 20 exons. Lineage: Eukaryota; Fungi; Basidiomycota; Agaricomycetes; Polyporales; Adustoporiaceae. The coding region runs from base 1 to 3444 and encodes 1147 amino acids. The record is from RefSeq and is a predicted model, not a curated record.